Racocetra persica is the source of this 128-nucleotide messenger RNA. The record is from the annotation of a GenBank genome assembly. NCBI's taxonomy places the organism in Eukaryota, Fungi, Glomeromycota, Glomeromycetes, Diversisporales, Gigasporaceae.
GAGAUGUACAGUAAUAGCUUAGACGAUAAUGAAGAAUAUGAAGAAACUAAUUCAUUAUUUGAUAUACCUCUUCAAAACCCAAAAAAACGUAAGGCGAAAGGACGACCAAAAAGUUCUAAACGAAUCAA